This is a messenger RNA of Racocetra persica, 133 nucleotides long. Lineage: Eukaryota; Fungi; Glomeromycota; Glomeromycetes; Diversisporales; Gigasporaceae. The record is from the annotation of a GenBank genome assembly.
AUUCUAAUCAAUUUGUAUCUUAUAAUACUACUUGGUCUAAUGAAGAUGAACUUGAAUUAGAUGAAUCAUCAAAUAAAUCAGAUACAAAUAUAUUAGAAAAUCUAUAUAGUUUAGACAUUGAAUUACUAGAUAA